Hemicordylus capensis (graceful crag lizard) is the source of this 1717-nucleotide messenger RNA. RefSeq names its product solute carrier family 2 member 2 (gene SLC2A2). Gene Ontology annotation, cellular component: membrane; brush border. Gene Ontology annotation, biological process: monosaccharide transmembrane transport. Gene Ontology annotation, molecular function: hexose transmembrane transporter activity. The record is from RefSeq and is a predicted model, not a curated record. Lineage: Eukaryota; Metazoa; Chordata; Lepidosauria; Squamata; Cordylidae. The transcript is spliced from 11 exons. The coding region runs from base 54 to 1601 and encodes 515 amino acids.
UUCCAUUGUCAGUAGACAAUCCACAGAAUGGUCCUGGCAGCAACAGGAGGACCAUGCCUAGCCAAAAUAGAAUAGCGCCGGCUGGCGAAGAGGGCGGUGGAACUGGAAAGUAUCUCACUGGAAUGUUGAUUCUCUCAGUCUUCUCUGCUGUGCUGGGCUUCUUCCAAUAUGGGUACUGCAUUGGAGUCAUCAACGCUCCACAAAAGAUCAUUCAAGAGCACUACGCCGAGGUGCUGGAUAUUUCACCUCCCUUAGACAGCAACGGUUCAUACAUAAUGGAACAACUAUACGAGAACCCUACCAUCGUCACAUUAUGGUCCCUCUCCGUGGCCAUGUUUGCAGUUGGUGGAAUGAUCACCUCCUUCACUGUUGGCUGGGUUGGAGAAAAUAUGGGCAGAAUUAAAGCCAUGCUAAUAGUGAAUGUUCUUGCCAUCAGUGGGAAUCUCUUUUUGGGGCUUGCAAAAUUUGGCCCUGCACACAUCCUCAUCAUUAUAGGAAGAGCAUUAACAGGACUACACUGUGGAUUCUCAUCAGGACUUUGUCCACUGUACGUUGGGGAGAUAGCACCUACCGCUCUCCGAGGGGCAAUGGGAACCCUGAACCAACUUGCUGUAGUUAUAGGCAUUCUCAUCAGCCAGAUCCUUGGCCUAGAGUCUCUGCUGGGCAGUCGGGAUAUGUGGCCCCUUCUCCUUGGUCUGUCUGGUACGGCUGCUGUUCUCCAGAUUAUCCUGCUCUUUCUUUGCCCAGAAAGCCCACGGUACCUGUACAUUAAAGUAGGAAACGUGGAAGAAGCAAAAAAAAGUUUGAGUAAGCUAAGAGGCAAAGACUAUGAUCCUACUGCAGAGAUUGAAGACAUGCAGAGAGAGAAAGAGGAAGCCGCCAAAGAAAAGCCUGUUUCCAUCUGGCAACUCGUCACCUCCGCUAGCCUCAGGCCAGCUUUCCUAGUGGCCAUCAUGGUUCAUAUUGCUCAGCAGUUUUCAGGGAUCAAUGCUAUUAUGUACUACUCUACAGACAUUUUUGACAAAGCUCGUGUCGCGAACCCUAUUCAUGCAACCAUAGGCAUGGGUACUGUCAACACCAUAUUCACUGUUUUUGCUCUAUUCCUAGUGGAACGCCUAGGGAGGCGUUCCCUCUUUCUUGCUGGGUUGAUUGGCAUGAUGAUUUGUACAGUAACCAUGACCAUCGGCCUUGCACUUCAGCCCAAGUUUAUGUGGAUGAGCUACAUAAGUCUGAUUUCCGUCUUCGCCUUUGUCAGUCUCUUUGAAGUUGGGCCUGGACCAAUUCCCUGGUUUAUUGUUGCCGAACUAUUCAGCCAAGGUCCCCGUCCGGCAGCUGUUGCAGUGGCUGGUUUUUGUAACUGGGCAACCAAUUUCAUCAUCGGGAUGUGCUUCCCAUAUGUGGCUACACUAUGUGGACCAUAUGUGUUCCUGAUAUUUGCUGUUCUGCUUGUCCUCUUUGUUAUCUUCGUCUACUACAAAGUGCCAGAAACCAAAGGAAAAACAUUUGAAGAAAUUUCGAAUGAGUUCCGUCGCAAAGGCAAAGCAGGUGCCGAAGGAGCCAAAACAGAAAUGGAGUAUUUGGGAGGAAACCAGGAGGCAUAAAGGCCAACUGGCUAUGCCUCUCUGUGCACGAGAAAGGACGAAAAGAAUGUAUUGUUCGUGCUCCUGGGUCAAGUUAUGGCGAAUGCAUGUUUAAAAUGUAAAAAUGUGCAAAAUGA